GAGCCACCGCAGUGGCCGAGAGUGUAGGAAAGCUCGUGAAUUUGAACCAUGUGGUGCUCAAUUUCCAGUACAACAAGUCUCGGAAAGCUCGUGAAUUUGAACCAUGUGGAGCUCAACUUCGAUGACAACAGCCUCGGAGACCCAGGAGCCACCGCAGUGGCCGAGAGUCUCGGAGAGCUCGUGAAUUUGAACCAUGUGGUGCUCAAUUUCGAUAGCAACAGACUCGGAGCCCAAGGAGCCACCGCAGUGGCCAAGAGUCUCGGAAAGCUCGUGAAUUUGAACCAUGUGGUGCUCAAUUUCGCCUUCAACAACCUCGGAGCCCAAGGAGCCACCGCAGUGGCCGAGAGUGUAGGAAAGCUCGAGAAUUUGAACCAUGUGGUGCUUAAUUUCGAGAACAUCGGCCUCGGAGCCCAAGGAGCCACCGCAGUGGCCCAGAGUCUCGGAAAGCUCGUGAAUUUGAACCAUGUGCAGCUCAACUUCAAUGGCAACAGCCUCGGAGACCAAGGUCGGCGGGCAUUGAAGUCGCUUGAGGAGCAGGUCGCCGCGCGCUGCAGCAUUAAAGUAUAGUAACAUAAUUCGCACUGCAGCUUCCAUGUAGCUUAGUUUCGCAUAGCUUCGCGUGGACAACUCACGUUGUUUCACCGCGUUUCACUUGUCGCAUGAAAAG
Molecule: messenger RNA, 667 nt
Organism: Durusdinium trenchii
Lineage: Eukaryota; Dinophyceae; Suessiales; Symbiodiniaceae
Source: the annotation of a GenBank genome assembly